Molecule: messenger RNA, 384 nt
Organism: Durusdinium trenchii
Lineage: Eukaryota; Dinophyceae; Suessiales; Symbiodiniaceae
Source: the annotation of a GenBank genome assembly
AUGGUGAAGGGACUGAAAGCUCAUCGGAGUGAAGAGCAUCGGCCAGAGCCAAGCCUCACAGAUGCGCAGAAGCGGUUCAGUGCUCUUCACAACAAGUCCAACUAUAUGAAGGAAGCCAGUGCACGGAUCUUCUUCUUGGCCCUGGCAACAAUAGCCAAGUGCAAUCCCCUCGUUGCCUUGCUUGAGAAUGUGGUUGGUUUGCUACGUGUUUGGGACAAGGCAAGGCCACUUGGCACCCCAAAGAACAAAGUUAACCAAAUAUGUUCUUUUUCAGGCAUGGGCAGCCUUGCAAAAGCUGGAGAAGUAUGGGUACUUGGUGGCCAAGGCAACUCUGAUUCAUAUACACACAAUGUACCUUGCAAUCAAUUGUUCUUUUUGGCUUGA